Molecule: messenger RNA, 1414 nt
Organism: Aegilops tauschii subsp. strangulata
Lineage: Eukaryota; Viridiplantae; Streptophyta; Magnoliopsida; Poales; Poaceae
Source: RefSeq, a predicted model, not a curated record
UACAGUAUAAUCAAUACAUUCACAAGGGUUUGGUAUGGCAUGAUUCUUUCCACAUAUAUCCGACUCAUGACACACUCAUAAACGCCACCUCACCCAUUGGCCAAAUCCAUGCCAAUCCAAACAGCCAAAUUUCCCCUAUAUUAUAUAUCCCCAUAGUGGGGUACUCACUACUCACCACAUGUGAGAAAAGAGAUGCGUAUUUAUGUAGGGCGGUCAUCUCUCACAGACAACCUCAUCAUCUGCCUCCUCCUACCGUCCUAUAUAUCCAUCCUAUAUAUGAAGAGAAUGAGAUGACAAGACGCCGCCGCACUAAUUAUUGUGAGCCUCCUAUCCACUCGCUUCGUCUCACUCCCACUUCUCCAUCUUCAGAAGUUCACGUUCCUCCUUGUUCUUGCAGUGUCCAGAGGCUGUAAAGAUGCUUGGCUUGAUGGCAGCUCCAUGCCAAUCUCCCCAAGGAGAGAAUGAGCUCUACGAUGACUGCGAUCCUACGGUGUACGGAGCCCGGGCCCUGCUGCCCCGGCAGACCACCUCGGCGCCACCGGCUGGGCCGCCGGAGGCGUCGACAGGGUCGGGAAGGACCGCGACGGAGGCAAGGGCCCUGAAGGUCCACAGUGAGGCCGAGCGCCGGCGUCGGGUGAGGAUCAACGCUCAUCUUGCCGCGCUCAGGAAGAUGAUCCCUGAUACCAAGCAGAUGGACAAGGCCGCCUUGCUGGCCAGGGUGGUGGACCAAGUGAGGCACCUCAAGAGGAGAGCAAGCGAGGCCGCACAGCUAACGCCGGCCGUCCCGCCGGAAGCCGACGUGGUCUCUGUGGAAUUCUGCUGCACCGGGGACACCGACGACGACGAUAGACGCCUGUACAUGAAGGUGUCUGUCAGCUGCGACGACCGGCCGGACCUCGUCGCCGGGCUCAUCCAGGCGCUCCAUGGCCUGAGGCUGAGGACGGUGAGAGCUGAGGUGACCUCCCUAGGAGGAAGGGUGCAGCAUGUCUUCACACUCUGCAAGGAGGAAGAGGAGGGAGGCAGUGCAGGUCGUGCUGGACUGAUUUCUCUGAAGGAGGCUGUGAGGCUGGCUCUGGCCAAGGUCGCUUCUCCAGAGCUGGUGUGUGGUGGUAGCAGCGGCAGCGGCAGUCCGCUCCAGUUGCAGAGCAAGAGGCAGAGGAUUCUUGAGUCGCAUUACUCAAUCAUGUCCAUAUAGAUGAGAACUAUACUUCUGGAGUAUAUUUUUGUGUGCCAGAUUUGAGGUUGGGACUGCCGUUAGUGCUGUAAGAUAAGAUAGAUAGAUGCAGUCACUCCAGGAUAGAUAUCAUUGCAACAGGGUUUACACUGUGUGCCUGAUGCAGCAUGGCUGCCGACAUUCAGAUUGCAGAAAUCCUAGAUAAUGAAUUGAUGACGCAGGGUCACAUGAUUAGUUUGA